UUGGGUGAACUAACCCUUUAAUCCAUGGAUAUUGACAUGCAGCAAGGAAUCGUGCUUCCUGACAUUUCUGUGUCAUCAUUCAGUUUUUUUGCCACUCAGUGGGCGUAACUGCAGUCAUAGCGGCCAACGGUGACGUGAUGUGCAUACCCUCUAUUGAGUGAGUACUUUUAAGUUUUACAAAUCAGAUUUGGUGAUUUGUAAAUAUAUACAUUUUUUUAUAAUGUACGAUUAAAUUAGAGAUUUUUAUUUGGUUAAAAAAAAAAAAAAAGAAAAAAAGCGACAAACUAAUAGUUUGUCGCUUUAAUUCCUAUGGUGGACUAACGGCGUUAGGACCCUGCAGAGCACCGCUAUAAAACACGUGGAGAUUCAAGCAGCACUCUUCCAAAGAAUCAACACUUCACCAAAGCAAGAGACCAAACCAUUUCUCUUCGUAUCUGUACGUGUGCUCCUUGCUUUUGUUUACACUCUGCACGUGUGACACUGGACAGUGUGAAUACAGUCGAGCACAAGAUUUCAGCACUAUUGUCUUUGUAAAGUUUUCUGACAGCUCUAUCGCGGGUCUGCGACCACCCUCCCCUCGCUCCCCUGUGGAUUUAAUCGUAUUGCAGGAAUUCCCUCACAUCCUCUCCUCCUGCGCUGUGUAUGUGUGUGUGUGUUUGGGUGUUUUUUGUGUCAGUAUAUUAUGAAGAUCUCAUCAUAAGGAGCCGGGCAUCAUGAGGAUCUACCGGCGUAUGGAGAACUGGUGCCUCAUGAGCGGACUGCGCGCGUUUGUGCUGCUGUUAGUGGGACUGACAGCUGGCAUCUCCACUCAUGGGAGGCAAAUAAAAAGUGUGUUCGACAAACUGGAACAAUACCACACCAUGGUACCACUACUGCUGGAAGGAACAGAGCAGCGCCCAAUCAGCUGGCUCCGCUCCAGGACACCUCCUGCUUCACUGCGCAUCCUAAUCCUAGCAGAAGGACAACAGCUGAUUUUAUCUGUGGAGAAGAACCACGGCCUGUUCGCCAGCCAUUAUACUGAGACGCAUUACAGGGAAGAUGGACAAACUGUUUCCAGCACUCACAACUCUACGAUGAAUUGCUAUUACCAUGGUGAAGUCCAAGGAUAUGCUUAUUCUGAUGUCAGCCUUAGUACAUGCUCUGGUAUCAGAGGGUUUAUCUUACUUGAAAAUAAAACACUGAUGGUGGAGCCAGCUUUUGAGCCAGCAAACGACACCCAUGUGAUUUAUGAAGGACAUCACCUACACUUCCCCUCCGGAACCUGUGGACACGGACACAACAUAUCGACUGUCAGCCAUACAAGCGCUGGAGGACUGCCACAAUCAUUCAGGACGAGGCAUAAAAGGGAUGUUCAGAAGACCACCAAAUACGUGGAGCUCAUCAUUGUAGCAGACAACAGAGAGUUCCAGAAACAAGGAAAAGAUGUGGAGAAGGUUAAGCAAAGGCUUGCUGAGAUCGCCAAUUAUGUGGACAAGUUUUACAGAGUGCUGAACAUUCGUGUAGCUCUGGUGGGACUGGAGGUGUGGAGUGAUGCCGAUAAGUGUGCAGUUACCCAAGACCCCUUCACAACCCUGCAUGAGUUUUUGGACUGGAGAAAACUUAAACUGCUGCCGCAGCAUCCACAUGAUAACGCCCAACUUAUUAGUGGGGUGUACUUCCAGGGCACCACAAUAGGCAUGGCUCCCAUCAUGAGUAUGUGUACCGCUGAGCAGUCAGGAGGCAUUGUCAUGGAUCACUCGGACAAUCCUCUGGGAGCUGCUGUGACUCUGGCCCAUGAGUUGGGCCAUAACUUUGGAAUGAACCACGACACACCAGAGCGAGGAUGCGGCUGUAGGAUGACCGUAGAUCGUGGCGGCUGCAUCAUGACCCCCUCUACAGGGUACCCAUUCCCCACAGUGUUCAGUACAUGUAGUAAGAAGGAUCUGGUGGCUAGUCUGGAGAAGGGAGUGGGCAUGUGUUUGUAUAAUAUGCCUGAAGUCAAAAUGCUCUACGGGGGACAGAAAUGCGGCAACGGAUACAUUGAGGAAGGAGAGGAGUGUGACUGUGGAGAGCCGGAGGAGUGUCUGAACCCCUGCUGCAAUGCUACCACCUGCACUCUCAAGGGAGAUGCUGUGUGUGCCCAUGGACAGUGCUGUGAAGACUGCCAGUUAAAACCAGCUGGGACUCCUUGUAGAGAGUCCAGUAACUCCUGUGACUUACCUGAGUUCUGCACCGGUACCAACCCCCACUGCCCUGCCAACGUGUACCUGCACGAUGGGCAUGCGUGCCACAAUAUGGAUGGUUACUGCUACAAUGGCAUCUGUCAGACUCAUGAGCAGCAAUGCAUUACUCUGUGGGGUCCAGGAGCGAAACCUGCCCCGGGGAUCUGUUUUGAAAGGGUAAACUCUGCAGGUGAUCCCUAUGGAAAUUGUGGAAAAGACUCUAAAGGCUCCUUUGCUAAAUGUGAAGCAAGGGAUGCUAGAUGUGGAAAAAUUCAGUGCCAAGGAGGUGCCAAUAGACCAGUGAUCGGAACCAAUGCAGUUUCCAUAGAGACAAAUAUACCUCUGCAGGAGGGCGGCCGUCUUCUGUGCCGUGGAACACACGUGUACCUGGGUGAUGAUAUGCCUGAUCCGGGACUGGUAUUGGCAGGCACUAAGUGUGCUGAAGGAAUGAUCUGUUUGAACAGACAGUGUCAGAAUGUCAGUGUGUUUGGAGUGCACAAGUGCUCUGGGAAGUGUAAUGGAAGAGGGGAAUGCAACAACAAGAAGAACUGCCAUUGUGAAGCUCACUGGGCACCUCCUUUCUGUGAUAGGGCGGGGUUUGGUGGAAGCGUUGACAGUGGACCAAUGAGACAAGCCGAUGUGCGAGUGUGUGUAUUAAUGUGCGUGCUGUCCUAUGUGACAACAGCUGACAGCAGCGCCGUGGCCGUGGGCGCGCUGGUCACCCUCCUUUGCUUGCUGUCGGCGGGACUGAUUGUGUGCCUGAAGAGGAAAGCGCUGGUUCAGAUGCUCUGCAUCAAUAAGAAGAGCACCAUUCAAAAGCUAAGAUCAGUUGGGCGAAAGCGAGCACCCGGCUCCCCACAGACCCAGUCAGUCUUCAGGGUCUCACCUCAGCACAAGCCCUCCUCUUUACCUUUACACUCCCGAUGUGACAAGACAUCCCAUCCCAGUUCGGAGCCUCUCCUCCCUCCACAUAACUUCCACAGUUUGCGUCGGCAGCCUGAAUGUCCCACCCGCUGCCAGCCCAUCCACAUCAGCCACCCCAUGCCCAUCACACUGGGCGUCAGCAUGGGCUCAGGUCUGCAGCCUCUGCCCUCCGUCCCGCCUCAUAGGACUCUGGUCUCACACUCGCCGGGCAGAGCGGCAGGCUUCCACACACUCCCACGCCAGCUUCCCUACACAAACAACCAGGACCAUGACAAGCCCAGUCCCCCACAGAAACCACUUCCUGCGGACCCCUUAAUCAGAGGCCACGGGGUGGGUCGAAGCAUGUCAGCGGUGGGAGUGCGGAUACCAGGCCCUAGACCUCUAGCCAUCCCGAUUCCAACAGUACCACGACCGCCCCCUUCCAUUCCACUUCCGAACAGACCUCUUCCCAAAUUACCUUUUUAUGAUCACUGACAUAUGGACACCACAGCACUGGGUGAAUUUCACCAGCAUCUGAACACACUUGUUUGCACUAUGAAAACUCUGUUGGACCAAGUGACCACCCUGCAGAAACUCUACAGAGGUUCUCACAGAGAAGAGGGCUGACCGGACACCUUGGUGCUGUGCCUCCUCAAAAAAGGUGUUCGCUUGUUCUCGCUCAGGUACUGCAGAACUAUUUAAGAUGUAUAUUUAUUGUGAGGAGGAAACAACGUGCUGUGCUUGACACUUUUUUUUACUGUAUGAACAUUGUGACUUUUUAAUUACAAUUUUUUGUUUUUACAUGUUGAAAAUAAGGCAACAAAUCAUGUUUUCCUUCUCUUUUUGAGUGUUUUUUUUUCCCCUUCAGUUGAUCUAAUGCUGUGUUCACGGCAUGUCGUAAUUACGUAGUUCUGGCAUGAAACUCUAGAUGGCGCAGGCUGAUAUGUCUAACUCAUUUGGUAGCGAUCACAUCAUUAUCUGCAUAGCACAGCUGAUUGGUUGUUGUUGCAUCAUCGGCCAAUGAGCUGCGGCUCAACAUUCAAACAAAUACCAGAAGAGUUUGCUGUUAGCAGUGCAGCGCACUUUCAGAAACCCUCCACCUUCCCCAGCUCCACCUGUAUGGAUCUGCUAUGGGGUUAAUUCAUGUAUGUUACAUGUGCGGCAGCAGCAGCAUGUCUUACAUGCUCACAGCAAUAUAUAUGAAUGUACUGGCAGUAGCAAGUCUCAGUACCUGCUCUGCAGCAGCAGCAGAGUAGCAGAUCUAUUCCGCCAAGAAAAAAUACAUUAACAUAUCCAUAUCCAUUACCAUGCCAAUCUCCCAAGAGUUAUGACAGAAUUACUGUAAUUUUGAGAUGACAACAUGCGACGUUCUUCUCAGAGCUGUGAAGAUCAAAAAAAAGAGAUGCUUUAUUAUGACGCAACUUGUCUGGGAUACUGGAGUACAAGCAAAAUGAAAUCUAAAAGAUUAAACAGAGCGCUGGAAUGGAAUCAGCCACUAAGUGCAAAAACCCUUCACAUUUACUUGAAUUAGACAAGCCAUGAAGGAGGAAGUGAUGUGAGCCAUUAUUUUUCAGUCAUCUGUGGCAGUCAUGCUCAUGGGCACUUUUUUUUUAUUUUUAUUUUUUUAUAAAAAUAUACUACCUUAAAAUCAUAUGUGCUUGAGCAAAUGCAGUUCUAUCUGCCCAUGCAAGAAUCACUGUUAAAAGGAUAUUUCACCCAAAAAUGAAAAUUAUCCCAUGAUUUACUCACCCUCAAGCAAUCCUUCUUUCAGACGAACACAAUCAGAGAUAUAUUUAAAAAUAUCCUUAGUCCUCCAAGUUUUA
This is a messenger RNA of Megalobrama amblycephala (Wuchang bream), 4927 nucleotides long. RefSeq names its product ADAM metallopeptidase domain 12b (gene adam12b). Gene Ontology annotation, molecular function: metalloendopeptidase activity. Lineage: Eukaryota; Metazoa; Chordata; Actinopteri; Cypriniformes; Xenocyprididae. Gene Ontology annotation, biological process: proteolysis. The record is from RefSeq and is a predicted model, not a curated record. The coding region runs from base 714 to 3599 and encodes 961 amino acids. The transcript is spliced from 23 exons.